Molecule: messenger RNA, 1199 nt
Organism: Rhagoletis pomonella (apple maggot)
Lineage: Eukaryota; Metazoa; Arthropoda; Insecta; Diptera; Tephritidae
Product: lipase 1
Exons: 5
Coding region: 9-1184 (391 amino acids)
Biological process (GO): lipid metabolic process
Molecular function (GO): hydrolase activity, acting on ester bonds
Source: RefSeq, a predicted model, not a curated record
UGUGUAAGAUGUUUCUCUUAUUAGCUGUGAUCACCGUCUUCAACUUUUUGCUAUCCCAGCCGAGCAUGGCCGGUUAUUUGGAGGACAAAUAUCCAGCGUCCGUGUUGGAGGAUACUACUCUGGAUAUGUUUGGCCUGACCCGCAAAUAUAAUUAUCCCUUGGAGAGCCACUAUGUCACCACCGAAGACAAGUAUAUUUUGCGGCUCUUCCGGUUGCCACGACCCAAAGCGCGCCCGAUCUUACUUAUGCACGGCUUGUUGGACAGCUCGAUCACUUGGCUAUUGAGUGGGCCCUGGAGCGCCUUGGGAUACUAUCUCUUUGAUUUGGGCUAUGACGUCUGGAUGGGUAAUGCUCGUGGCAAUUUCUAUUCACGCAACCACUCACACUUUAAUCCCGAUACUGAUAAAUCAUUUUGGCAAUUUAGUUGGCACGAAAUUGGUUAUUAUGACUUACCAGCCAUGAUCGACUACGUUUUGAAACAAACGAAAUUUGCAAAGCUGGCAUAUUUCGGACACUCGCAGGGCACCACCACCUUUUUCGUAAUGACUUCCACACGCCCCGACUACAAUGAAAAGAUCACCGUGAUGAGUGCACUUGCACCGGUAUCUUAUAUGGCAAACCUGCAGGCGCCUUUGCUGCCCUUAGCGCGAAACUUCAUGACCAUCUCAGGCAAUACAAUCAACGAGUUUCUACCGCGCACAGAUUUGUGGAGAACUUGCUUCAUCUCGAAAAUGACCGAGACUACUUGUUUUGAUUUAUUGUACCAAGUGGUGGGCAAGGAUGCCGAAAUGUGGAAUGCCACAAUGGCUCCAGUGCACCUUGCCCAUUUUCCGAAUGGCUGCAAUAUGAAACAAAUAAAACACUACAACCAGCUAAUCGACUCAGGCCGAUUUCGUCAAUACGAUUGUGGACCAGCUGCGAACCUAAAACUUUACAAUAGCACACAACCGAAAGCGUAUGCAAUCAAGAAAAUCACUGCCCCUGUGGCGCUUUAUUACACCUACAACGAUCAUCUGAGCAGCUACAAGGAUGUGAUGCAGCUGGCAAGAGAGUUGCCAAAUGUUGCGGAAGACUGCUUGUAUCCAAAUAAGAAAUGGAAUCACAUGACCAUGUUGUGGGGCUUAAAGGCGCGUGAAUUGGCACACAAGCACAUGGUGGAGGUGAUGAGGAAGUUUGAAAGUUGAAAUUUAUGACAAACU